AUGGGAAGAGUUUCAGACGCUGCUGCUAUUGCCACUGGCAACUUUCCAAACACAAAAGAAGCACUUUGUAGAGGAGAAUAUGGCGUCAGAAGAAGCCUGGUUCGGGUAAUAGAGGGUGGCCUUGAAGGCAAAAGGCAAGUAGAUAAAGUCAUCGACAAGUGUGCCUCCAUGCAGUUGAGUUUCAAUAAGAUCAAAGAACACUUAUUCUUUAAUGGGAUUGACAGAAGUUAUAAGAUAUGGUAUAGUCAUGGGGAGAAACCCCCUAAUAUACCAGAUCCCCCUAGUAGGAUUAGUAAAGUUAGGAGGAAUAGAGAUGAAGUGAAUUGGGAUUCAUUGGAUGAAAUGAUUGAUGAUGCACAUUAUGGAUCAACAGUAAACCCAAACAAGUUUAAGACACUACUUAGUGACGCUGAGAAACCGAUUUACCCUGAUUGUAAAAGAUUUACCAAGUUAUCAACGCUUCUAAGGUUGUUUAAUUUGAAGGAAAAACAUGGAUGGGGUGAUCGAAGUUUGACAGAUUUACUUAGUUUUUUGAAAGAAUUGUUGCCUGAAUGUAAUGAGAUGCCAAUGUUUUCUGAUGCAGAAUCAUGCCCUACUUGUGGUGAGUCACGGUGGAAAAAGAAAAGGAAUGGUGAGGAUAUUAAGGAAGGAAUACCCACCAAGGUUUUGUGGUAUCUUCCACCUAUACCCCGUUUCAUUCGACUAUUUAGAAAUGUUGAACUUGCUAAGAGUUUGUCAUGGCAUGCAAAUGAGAGAGUGAAGGAUGGUAAAUUAAGACAUCCAACUGAUAGUAUAGCUUGGAGGAGAGUUGAUCUGAAGUGGCCAUCUUUUGGCGAUGAAUCUCGGAAUCUUCGUCUAGGUCUUUCUACUGACGGAAUAAAUCUGCAUAAUAACCUUAGUAGUAAGUACAGUUGUUGGCCUGUCAUGCUUGUUAUAUACAAUCUGCCCCCAUGGUUGUGUAUGAAGAAGAAGUUUACCUUAUUGACUUUGUUGAUAUCGGGACCUAAACAACUAGGGAAUGACAUUGACGUCUAUCUAGCUCCUCUUAUUGAUGACUUAAAAACUUUGUGGAAUGAAGGGGUUAGGGUUUACGAUGCAUACAAGCAAGAAGAGUUUAGCCUUAGAGCGGCAUUGUUGUGGACAAUCAAUGACUUUCCCACUUAUGGAAAUUUAUCAGGUUUUAGUGUGAAAGGCUAUAAAGCUUGUCCCAUUUGUGAAGAAGAAACAUGCUCUCAGUACUUGAAACACUCCCGUAAAGUUUGUUAUAUGGGACACAGGAAGUUCUUGAAGAGUACUCAUAUACUUCGAACUUGGAAGAAGGCAUUUAAUGGCGAACAAGAGUUUGGGGAGGCUCCCCGACCUUUAAGUGGAAGCCAAGUACUCGAGAAGAUGUCUAAAAUCAUUUUCAAGAUGGGGAAGUCUAAAGUAAGUAUAGUUAAGAAGCGGAAGGGUCAUGGAAAGGCGAAGGUUGUGGAGGAACCAAAAAGUUAUUACAAAAAGAAGUCUAUAUUUUUCGAGCUUGAAUAUUGGGAACUUUUACUUGUGCGUCAUAAUUUAGAUGUCAUGCACGUAGAGAAAAAUGAGGUUGAUGUGUAUACGCUAGACAAGCUACAACAUGAAAUUGCUUAUAUUUUGUGUAAACUGGAGCAAUUCUUCCCACCUGCCUUUUUUGAUAUAAUGAUUCAUCUCACUGUCCACUUAGUUAGAGAGGUACAAUUUUGUGGUCCAGUUUACUUCAGAUGGAUGUAUCCAUUUGAGAGAUAUAUGAAGAUUCUUAAAGGAUAUGUAAGGAAUAGAAGUCGGCCCGAAGGGUGCAUCAUUGAAUGUUAUAUUGUUGAAGAGGCAAUUGAAUUUUGUUCUGAAUACAUGUCUGGUGUACAUAGAAUUAGGCUUAAUGAAGUAAUUAAUGCUGACAUUCAGAGUCGUCGAGGUAGUGUUGUAUGCACAGUUACACAAGAUGAACUAAAUGAAGCACAUCGUCUUGUGUUACAGAAUACUAAUGAAAUUCAACCUUACAUUGAACAACAUUUCAACUGGAUGAAGACAAAAUUUCCAUCUAGGUCUAAGAACAAAAAAUGGUUACAAGACGAACGUUAUCUUGUGAAUGAUUUGAGAAACCCAUCAAAUAAUGUGUCAGACAUUAUUAAGUGGAUUUGUCGAGGUCCUUCUCUUAAUGUCACUAAAUUUUCAUCAUAUAUGGUGAACGGUACUAAGUUUGCUACUAUGGAGAGUGAUAAAAAUAGAAACACACAAAAUAGUGGUGUAAGUCUUAUUGCUAUAACAUUCCAAGUAUCUACAUCGAAAGACCGAAAUCCUAUUGAAUUUGAUAUGUCUUUUUAUGGUGUAAUUAAAGAAAUAUGGGAGUUAGACUAUAUCAUAACUCAAGUGCCUGUUUUCUUUUGUGAUUGGGUGAAGAGUGAUAGUGGAGUCAAAAAAGAAGAUUUAGGUUUCACAUUAGUAAAUCUAAAUCUAUUAGGGCACAAAACUGAUCGAUUCAUAAUGGCUACCCAAGCCACACAAGUAUUUUAUGUGGAUGAUCCAGCAAAUAAACAGUGGUCUGUCGUGCUCACAACACAAUCAAGAAAUUGGAAUAGUAAUGACGGUGAUUUGCACGAUAUACCUCUUGUUGGACAACAUUGCACAUACACUUUACCUGAAAAUGAUGAUCAAAUUGAUGGUGAUAGUUCUUGUUGUCGUGAAAAUGGAGAAGGUUUAUGGAUUGAUUUAUAA
Molecule: messenger RNA, 2730 nt
Organism: Humulus lupulus (European hop)
Lineage: Eukaryota; Viridiplantae; Streptophyta; Magnoliopsida; Rosales; Cannabaceae
Exons: 7
Coding region: 1-2730 (909 amino acids)
Source: RefSeq, a predicted model, not a curated record